AUGAUAGGUUUGAAAAGCUAUGACAAAAUUAGUGUAGAUGACAUAUAUAGCGUGGCCACUACAUUACACAACUGGAGCACAAACAAAGACCACCUGGAACAUAUUGUUGACAAAGCAAAAGCGUUUCAAGAAUACAUAGAAACAAAUCCUGAAAUCCUUCAAAUGUUAUUACGAUCAAGUGUAACUCUCGGUGAGGCGAUUCGGAAUCUACAGUGUUUCACAAGCUACAAAGAAAUGUUUGAUGGUGCAGGAGAACUAUGUAAACAAUCAGUUUCCUUGUGUAUGCCAUCCAGUUUGAAAAUAAUGCAACAAUGGAAACUUAUUUGUCUUGUUCGACCUGUAAUAGAAUCACGCUGCGUUCCUCUGUCUACUUUCUACCAAUGGCACGAAGAGCCGUCUGUUGAUGAUGUCCUCGAAAACCUGAAGAGAGUUAAAAAGGUCAUUUCGAACAGAAAGUAUGAGCAAACACUUCGUUCGAUGGUUGUUGAAGCAUUUCAAUAUUUACACCAGAGACUUAGAGAGUCAAUCGAAAGGAAACAAGCGUUUGUGCAGAAUGCACUGAUAUGGACAGAGAAUGGAUUUUGUACCCCGGAUAGGGCUAUAAUUGAACGAGAAGGAGUAACAAGUAUCAACCUCUCACCAUAUUUUAAAUUCAUUCCCCGUGAAUUUGAAAACAUGAGGCGCCUGUUUCUGGAAAUUGGUUGUAAUUUAACAGAAGAUAAAACUGUGCUGGCGCGUUUUUUGCAUGACAUUAGAGAAAAAUAUUUACAAGAACAUAUAACAGGUGAUGAAGGUUUUGACAGAACUCGUGUUUCUUCGGUUUUAGAUCGUUUGGCAAACGAAACUAUUGACGAGGAAUGGUUACAGUCAAACGUCAUCAUAAUGGUUGAAACGACUGAAAAUCGAAUUGAAUUUGCAGAACUUACAGCUUGUGUGUACGAUGACGAACCAGAAAUGUAUAUGGAAGCAAGCGAUGAAGGUGCCCAAUUUAAGUUUGUUCAUCCAUCUCUGAACCACCAAACGUUAAUUAAAUUGGGCGUGAAAUCGGUCACAAGAAGCUGUUUAUUGGCUGCCGAAGAUGUAGGGAUAGAGGAAUGGGGACAAAAUGAACAGCUAACUACUAGGUUAAAUAACAUUUUAAUAGAUAGCUACACUGACGGCCUUUCUGUUCCAAAGGAAUUAAUACAAAAUGCUGACGAUGCUCAUGCCACUCAAGUGUCAUUUCUAUAUGACGAAAGGAAGAAUAAUGAUGCAAAACAACGUCUAUUGAGUAAGCAACUUGAAGAAUGCCAAGGUCCGGCACUAUGGGUGUACAAUGAUGCCGUAUUUACCAAAGAUGACUUAAAGAAUAUAACUAAAUUACAUGGAGCUACAAAGAAGUCCAAGAAAACGAUAGGAAAAUUUGGCUUAGGAUUUUGUUCAGUGUACAAUUUAACAGAUGUUCCUAGCUUUAUAUCUGGUGGUUAUUUGGUAAUGUUUGAUCCACACGGAACAUACCUUGAAGGAGUAAACGCUCAAUUAAGGAGUGGAAUUAGAAUUCCAUUGUCUAAACAAAUGCUUAUAAAACGGUACGAAGACCAGUUUAAGCCUUACGAAGGGAUUUUCGGAUGCAAUCUGCUGAGUGAGUCACUACAGAACUUCAAUAAAUCUCUUUUCAGAUUACCUUUACGAACAGCAAAACAAGCCGAUGUCAGUGAAAUAUCUAAAAAAGUCUAUAACAAUGCUGAAGUCAAAGAGUUGUUAAGCAUGUUCAUGAAAACUGCAGGAAAUCUUUUGUUAUUUUGCCAGAACGUGAAAACAGUUAAUCUGUACCAUAUUCAAGAUGGCAUGUCAGUAACUAAAGCAAGCCUGUGUUAUACUGUUCGGAAAUCAUUGAUACCCUAUCUUCCUCUUGGCCGAAAUAUAAUACUAGAUGCCGGUGAACAUUUCGAUCAGAAAAAGGUUCUGAAUAUAAAUGAAACCGUUCGCAUCGAACAGGAAUUCUAUCCCUGUAACAUUUGGCUUGAAACGCCAUGUAAAACUAAAAAUCAAUCAACUUGGCUAGUCACUUGGAACAUGAACCCCCGAGAACACAUUACGACAGCUAUAGAACAUUUCCCACUCACGGCUGUUGCAACCCCUGUUGACAAAACGACAAAAAAAAUACUGCGGUUACACGAGCUUCCGUCGGGAUAUUAUAACGAAGGACACUUGUUUUGUUUCCUGCCUUUACCGGUGAGAACAGGAUUGCAGUUUCACAUAAAUGGAUUUUUUAAUGUGACUUCUGAUCGGAAAGGUCUCUUUGUUAAAACGGAAGAUGAUAAAUCUGACCCUGGGAAAAUAAAAUGGAACAACGAGUUACUUGCAAAGUCUGUGGUUAAAGCGUUUACAGAUCAUUUGAUGCAUAUUGUGAGUAUGGAUUUAAGGUGUGAAGGGAACAUUCCCGACGUGUAUGACUUAUGGCCAGAAAAAGAUAAGGAUGUUAUUGGUCCUUUUAUAACAGGGUUUUAUCGAAGCGUUAUUGAGGAAAAUAUUCCAAUAUUUAGGGGAAGGGAUUGCUAUUACGCCUUUGACGAAAUUCUUAUGUUAGAUGCAAGAAUUCAAGAUAGUAAAAUGGAAGACAUAUGUUACAAUAUGCUUAUUAAUAUCCCUAUUGAUCAAUCGAAGUCUGUGAUUAGAAUUCCAAGAUUUGUUUACAAGAAUAUACAAAAGUAUAAUAAAGAAAAGAAACAUCUUUUCACAGAUACCGUUUUGUCUAUGACAAAGAUACUGCCAUUUUUUCUUUGCUCGAUUGAAUCGCCGUACUGGGCUGAUAAGGAAGAGGAGAGAAAUUAUUUACUGUGUUAUGCAGUUCUUCAGGACGAUCCUGAAAUUGUUAAAGCUCUAAAGGAAAACAGAUGUUUUCCCACUGAACCGAAUGGAACGUUUAAGAAAGUGUCUGAACUUGUACGACACGAUUCAAAUAUAGCCCGUAUGUACCAAGCUAAUGAGGAAAUAUUCAUCUCAUUGAAAAGUGGAUUGCGCGAAAAAAACAUAAUGCUGAAGCUUAUACAACUCGGUAUGCAUGAUAAAUUCCUACCCGCGCACAUGCUCCUGGGCAGAUGUCAGAGUGUUUUGAGACUUUCGAAAAAUUGUGUAGAAUGCUGCAGGUCACGGAUUAAAUGUAUUUUGUCGUAUUUGAAAACUACUGAAGGGCAACGUGCGUUGGUCGAAACAGAUGAACUUAAAUCAGUAAAAAGAACUUACUUCCUCCCAGUCCUGACAACACCUACUGACUGGAAAUUCUCAUGGAGAGCCGAGUCAUGUGAACAUAUUGUCGUUUGUGAUACAAAGAAACGGUGUAAAAUGCAUUCGAUUUCUUCAAGGACGCUACUACUAGGACAACCAAAGCAUUUAUUUCCAUACAGCUUCAGUCUUUGUGCUGGGUCAGUAGAAUGCAUAUUCGAUGAACUAUUUGACGGACAUACUCCCCAAGCUUUGAUUACCUUAUUAGGACUCGCUGAUAGUAAGUUGCUAUCAAUAGACAUUCUGGUACGGCAACUUGACUGUUUAGCCACUGAAUUUACAAGCCCGCAUGACCAUUAUAACCAAACAACGCAACGUAUUUAUGAGUCGAUAUACAAUGCAUUUGAUAGGUUGUCAGUGAAUCUAACAGAUCAGCAAGUCGAAGAAUCUAUCAAAUCAAGUUCCAAAACUAUUUUAACGAAGCCUAUCGUUUUAGUGGUUGAUACAGUUGUGUGUCCAAGUAACGUUGUUUUCAAUAUGAAAAGAUCGUGUCCUCCUGACCUUUUUGGUUUGCACAAUCUAUCGGAAUCACAGAAAAGAGUAUUUCACAAGUUUGGAGUUAAGUCUGAAUGUAGUGUUGACGAUAUUAUAAACAUUCUCAAACAGAAAAAAGCUAAAUGGAAAGGGAAACAAUGCAACGAAGUCCAAAGCAUUGUAAAUCUGCUUAUUAAUUUUGAAAAUGGUAUGAGUAAAGAGAGUAAGACUUAUGAUGACAUACACGUCGAUGAUCGGGACUUUAUUGUUGCACCGAAUUCAGAUGGAUAUCUUCAUCCAACACACAUGCUUGCGAUAGAGGACCCCGAGAUAAUUACUUCAAAAGGUCUAAUGUUGUUACAUGGUGAUAUUGCACCGAAUCUAGCAAGAAAGAUAGGAGUGCAGACAAAAAGGGUCCAAUUCCUGCAAAGCAUAUCUACUGCUGUGCCAUUUGGUCAACGCGAGAAGUUAACAACUAGACUUAAAGGUCUUUUGAAAGAUUAUCCGUGCGAUGAAGGCAUAAUGAAAGAAUUGAUACAAAAUGCUGAUGAUGCAGGGGCGACAGAAGUACAUUUUAUAAAAUUCUACGGACGCCAUGAGUCAAAAAGGGCAAAAUCAUUAGAACAUCAAGGUAAUGACCUUCCAGCGCUUUGUGUAUAUAAUAACAGUUUUUUUAAUACAGAAGACUUUAUAGGGAUUCAGAACCUAGGCGAGGGAAGUAAAUCAGACGACCCUACUAAAACUGGUCAAUUUGGUGUUGGAUUCAACGCAGUCUAUAAUUUGACAGAUUGUCCUUCGUUCUGGACAAAAGGACCUGGAUUAGACGAAGAGGGAGAGUUGGUAUUGUUUGACCCUUUGCUGAAAAGCAUCGGAGAUUACUCCCAAGGCGAACCAGGUAUACGUUUCAAAGUGAGCGAUCUUAACAAAGAGUUCCCUGGUACACUUAAAAACUACCCACCAUUUGUUUCUAGUAAGGGAACCGUGUUCAGACUUCCGCUUCGGGCAACAUCAUCCCCGCUAAGUAAAUAUUGCAUUACAGAAAAACAGCUAGACGAUAUUAUGUUAAAGUUCACCAAAAAUACGGCUGAUUGCUUACAUUUUCUUAAACACGUAACUUGUAUAAAAUUUAUGACAUACAACAAGGGUAAACUGUCGGAAGACUUUAAAGUGCAAACGUUGCUGUCUCGGGAGGAUGAACAAAACCGUUCACAGUUUUUCACAAAGGUCAAAUCUGUUUGCGAACAGAACAAAGAAAAUAAGCUGGGCAAUCUGUCUGUGGAUUUAUUUGAAACGACCUAUAAAAUGACCGUUAAAAGCAGUUACAGCAAAGACGUUAAGUGGUUAGUUACUAAUACAUUUGGAGUAAAGCAAAGUGAUCAACCGCUUGAAGAACAUAUUACACAAGCGUUCGACGGAGGCGAACUUGGCUUGCUUCCUUUCGCCGGUGUUUCCGUAAGGCUGCCACAAGAAAGCUUUAAGUCUUUAAUCGAAAGUCGGGUAAAAGAAAAAUACCACAGCAAAACCAACACUGAAUUCAGUCCGAUCAAAGGCGUGGCCUACUGCUUCCUUCCUCUUCCUAUACACACCGGGAUGCCUUUUAAUGUAAACGGACAUUUUGCAUUGGAUCGAGGACGGCGUGGGUUAUGGGAGGAGGGUUUCAGAAAGUCCUGGAAUGAAUGUGUGCUUUCCUGCUUGGUCACCGAGGCACUGAAUAUUGCGCUUAUGUACUUACAAAAGUAUUUUGAACAAGAUUGCAAGGAUAUUUGGCAUAGACAACUUAUAAUGAAUGAAUGUGUGUCCCUGUAUUACCAGCAUUUUCCGUGUUUACCUGUGUCAGAAGGUGCAUAUUGGAAUAAUUUUGUGACAUCAUUUUAUCAAAGAGCAUUCGCAGAACGGUUCACUGUUUUUCCGGCAUUAACAACUACCUACUCAAUCGAAAACCGUACCUCCGUUAAACUCGAUUGGGUGUUCCCAAGUUGUGAGUCCGAUAACACCGGCGGAGUAUUUAACGUAGUGCGAUAUUUUGUGAAGGAAGCAAAUAUGUUUGAACAUAAACAUGCAAAGAAUGUAGAAACAACAAUGGACAUUAUGGGUAUAAAAUUAAUACACGUUCUUAAGUGCAUUGUAGAUACCUUACGUAAAACAAAAUGCGACUGCGCUUUAUAUGGAGAUCCUAAUUUUGUUAUACAAAUUCUUAAAAAGAAUAUAACAGGUUUGGAACUGGUACAAACAUCCGUUCUACAAAAUGUGGAGGUUGUUGAAAGUUUGUUAAGGUAUGUUUGGAUUGCGGAGAAUUUCAAAGAUAAAUUAGUGGAUCUUCCUCUUUGUUUGACCAAUGACUCUAUUCUACGACUGUUCAGCAAGAAUUUUCCAGUUUUCUGCACUGAAUAUUACGGCCUGCUGCCGGGGUCGCCGGACAAAUUUGUACACGCUAACCUUUUGUCUUGGUUGUCACCAAAAAAUGUUUUGUUGGAGUUGAACGUCGUGAUCAAUUUCGAAGUUCAGAAUAUGUUAGAGUUAUUGCCAAUGUCUUAUCCCGACAUAUAUUGCCAUUCAACAAAUGUUCGUUGGGACAAGACUCAUAUCGAAGAACAUGAACGAGUGAAGCCGGAAAUGAUUGUUUCAUUCUUUAACUUCAUUGAGAGCAAGUCAUUUGUGAAAUGCAAAAUAACUUCUAGUCCGGUCGUAGAUGAUGACUUGUUUAAGAAAAACUUGUGCCAAUUUGCCGAUUGGUCGUUUUUACCCUCUGUGAGUUGUUUAGGAAAAAUGAAAACAUUUGAGCUGAUCCCCAUAAAAAACCGACACCACCUUCUAUUCGAAUCAUUUGGAAACGAAACACUGUUCACAAUUAUACGAAGAUUGAAUAUUCCGUUACUAGACAGAUCUUUGUUUAAGCAUUCAACGAUAUCUUACCGUUUAGGCACGUUGUUGCCUUCAACGACGAAUCCUAGUGAGUUAUUGAAAUGCCUCGUUUACUACAAAGCGCGGAUCGCCGCAAAUGAUGUGAAAACAGACGAAGUUGCUACAUUAUUGAACUUCUUUUAUGAAAAUAGGAAAAAGCUAGAAAAAAGCCUUACAAACAGGACAGCCUUUUUAAUUAAGUCUCUUCCCUUGUACGAAACUCUUCCCGAUGGAACCUAUAUCAAUAUCGAAGACAAAAGCAAUGUUGUGAUAAUGCCUUCUUAUUUGCCAACGGAAGGAUUGUGCAACUUGGCACAAACCAUAUCUGUUUGGUUUUUACAAAAUCACUUCAAUCUUCUUGUUUUGUAUGCUUAUUUGGAACUUCCGAGACCAGCAUCUAUUGAUGUUUACCUGUCUUAUAUAUUACCACACUUUGGUUUGUUACAAGAAAGUUGUUGGAUGCAUCACUUACUGUACAUAAAAGACAAUUUGCUGCUUGUACCGUUUGGUUCACAAUUAUCAAAAAAGCAGAAAGCUGUUUUAAACAUCUUAAAGCAAACAACAUUUAUUCGAAAAAAUGGUCAACUAAAACUUGUAAAAGAGUUAUAUGAUGAGGAACACGAGGUUCAUAGGAUAUUCAUGAGUGAAGAUAAAUUUCUUCCAAAUGAGUUUCGAAAUGAAACAUGGAACGAAUUCAUGAUACAAUUGGGGCUUAUUACAAAACCAUCCGGUCAAAUGGUGAUCGAUUUUGCGAAGGAGCUGGCACAAAUGGUUAAUAUAGAUGAAGCAGACUCUCUAGAUCGAAAGUCUAGGGUUCUUACCAAUUGUGUUUUUGGAGAAUAUGGAGACAAGUUUGAUGAUCAAACAUAUUUUGAUUUAAAACAUAUAAAGUUUGUUCUUCCCCAUCAAGUGACCGAAGCUAAACAAACGAUAUUCAGGUCCUAUUCUACAGAAGCUAUGUUUAUAUCAUUAAACGGCACAUGCAGUUCUAGAUUCGAAGACGUUUGCUGGAGUAGUGUUAGCCUAUUAAAUUCGGUACCCGAUAAUGACCGUAUGCAAAAGUUAGGCAUUCUAGAUAUGCCAACAGUAGAUUCAGUAAUAAGUCAUUGUCAGAAUAUAACUGAGGUAUUUUAUGAAGAUUUUGAAAACAGAGGAGAUAUUGAAAAAGACACAAAACGGUACUACAUGGAACAGAUAUAUGAAUAUUUAAACAAUACGAAUGAGCUUACACGGCCUGAACGUUUGAAACACACCCGUUUCGUCUUGAUAUCAGAUGAAAAGGCUAUGGUGAAAGUGUCGAACGUGUUUACAGGAUCUUCAAAAGAGCAGGCUAUUCCCCCAUAUUUAUUUCAAGCUCCGAAGGAAUUCCGAAAAUAUUUUGAUCUGUUUGAAAAAAUUGGGGCUAAAGAUUCAGUAUCAUAUAUCCAUUAUGUUUCUGUUUUAAACGCAGUAAAUUCUGAUUUCGAAGGAGAUUUGCCUAAAACAACGUUAUAUCUUGUUUCAAAAGCGGUUGAGAAAUUGUUUGAGCAACUCCUGAUAUACACAGCGCAGUCAUCAGACAGUGUCGACAGUAACAUCAACUUAUUUUUACCGAAUUCAGAACAAGUUAUGUCACCUUCUGCCAGUUUGACAAUAGAUGAUAAUUAUGAUUUUAGAACUAAACUGAAUGGAAAAUUGGCCAUAAAUUACUUUGUGGGUUUCAGGCAAUUAAAUGUAUUGAAGUUCAGUGAUCCAGUGAAACCGUUUCUAUCGUUGCCUAGUCAAAUACGACCUGAGAUUCUUUCCGAAGUAGUGUCCGAAAUAGUAAUUACGAAUGAAAUGGAAAUUGUCGAAAGCAGCGUUGAAGCAGACGAUUGGGAACACUUUUUACAUUCGACAGAGUUUGUUGAAGGUAUCAUUCGUUUACUUCGGCAUCAGUCUGAAAAAGAAACUGCGACGAAUUAUAUUACCGAAGAAGAGGAAAAUGAAAUCAUGCAAAAACUGUCAAAUGUAAUGGUUUCGCAAGUGAAUGGGUUAAAAACCAAACUUGCAUACAAGGGUGAAAUAAUUCAAGGUACUGAUACAAAAAAAACUUGUUUUGUUUCCAAAAUGACAAACAAUGAGGACCGUACUGACUGCGAAUAUUAUCAGUUUUAUUUCCAAACAAAUAUAACAAGUAGAAGCAUGUUAAGCAUAGUCCUUGUAGCGGAAGAAAAUGGACUUAUAGUGCUGGUUGAUCUAUGUACGUUGGGGAAGUUCUCAAAAAGAUGUAGUCACAUAAUGAGCUAUUUGCUAGAUUUCAGAGACAAACCACAUGAGAUAUCUUUAGAACUGGACCGACGUAAAAUUGCCGCAUACAAUUUGCCACUUUCAUAUCAAGGAUCAGUCUUUCCAAAUCCGGGCACAUAUGUAGAAGACCGAUUCUUGCCCUUUCUGGUUCAAGGGAUUAUUCCAUUUAAAAAGCACGAAUACAUGUUUGCUGCACUUGAAAUCGAAUUUGAUGACGACGGUGAAGAUCCAGAAAAUGGAAUUGUAACGUAUAUAUACGUGCAUAUUUUAAGUGAAAUAGCAAGUUCCAAUGGUUCAAUACAUCUUGGCAUUCGAUAUAUCGUUAAUGUGGGAGAUCGAUACGAAGAGACUGUCGAAGUUCCAAUUUAUCGACUUUAUAGAUUUUUGCCGCAAACCCAAGAGAGUUCGCAAGAUGUAGUUGUGUUUGACUCUGAGCCAGUCGGGGCAAUAGCUUUUGACGAAAAUUGCCGUCGUAUAAGAGAGAUGUUAACAGAAGCAUUCCGACUUGGCGAUCAAGCAUUGAAAAUCGUAAUUCGACGUCUAAUUAAAAAAUGGCACCCUGACAAAAAUGUCGGAAAUGAAAGCUAUUGUACGCGAAUAUAUAAUUACUUAAGAGAACUUAUUUUACGACUUGAGAGGGGCGAAAGUAUUAACGAGGAAAUAGUGAAUGCUACCACUGGAAUGUCAGCCCCAGAUAUGUCAGGCUCGAGUUAUAAGACAACAACAGAGAGAGCAUAUCAAACAGGGGGAACAUACGCUCGUGGAUACAGAGCAAACAUUGACGAAUACAAUAGGUCAUUUCGCCAGGGUCAUUAUUCGCAUCGAUCAUCCGAUAGUACUCCAAGACCUAGUAUUGGAGAGUCUAGAAGAUGGCUGAGACAGGCGAAGCAAGACUACUCGGCCGCUAAAAGAGCUCUAGAAUGCACGGAGCACAUUCAACAAAAGAGUUACAAUUGGAUAUGCUUUAUGUGCCAUCAGGCUUGUGAGAAGGCAUUAAAAGCAGUCUGGUUUUCCAAAGACGCAAACUUAUGCCCACAGAGAGUCCACAGUCUUACCUCUAUUGUGCGUGGUCUAGAUCAUGCCGAUCUUCAACAGGAGGCAACAUUGUUUGAGGGACGUCUACAGAUAGAAGGUAGACAAUAUUUUAGACUUCGAUAUCCGGAUUGUGUAGCUGGAAACAAUAUCCCUUCUGAUAUGUUUCAUGAUGACGACGCUAGAUUUGCCGUGGAAUCAGCAAAACGCAUGUUGGAUAUAGUCGAUGACUUUACGAAUUAAGGACCCGUCAUUAUAUCAAAACACUCAGACGACACCAGCUGUUUGCCGUCAGUGUUAAAUAGUAUAUAUAUUGUGUUUAUAUUUUGUUAUGAAAUGUUCACUGCUAUUAGUGAAAAACAGUUGAUUAUCUGUGAACGUAACCAUAAACAUGUAAAUGGUUUGUUUGAAUAUAAGUAAUAGUAUUACCCGUUGAUAUGUAUGUGGUAUAGCAUAUUUUUAAUAGUGUUGUAGCUUAGGACAUUAAAAUAUU
Mya arenaria is the source of this 10432-nucleotide messenger RNA. Its product is annotated as sacsin-like. Gene Ontology annotation, molecular function: Hsp70 protein binding. Bases 1 to 10182 code for a protein of 3393 amino acids. Lineage: Eukaryota; Metazoa; Mollusca; Bivalvia; Myida; Myidae. The transcript has 3 exons. The record is from RefSeq and is a predicted model, not a curated record.